GGCGAGAGAGGGUAAAGAGGAAAACAUAAACAAAGAAUGCUUAGAUUAGUUCAGAACCUCAACUUUUAAGCUAGAAUAAUUUAUCAUGGAGCAGGACGAAGGUGCGACAAGCGUAGCUGAUGAAGAUUCCUUGGAUCUGCAAGAGACCGUAGCCGAAGCAGAGUACAUUGACAUAAGUGAUGAUGACGAUGAAAGUCUUGAAGAAUUUCCUUCAAGUACGAAAAGACAGUCAGAGAAAUUGCUGGGACGUUACGGUAAAAAUAAACGAUUGAAAUUAAAAGCGUCCAGCAGAUUGUUAGCCAAGGAGCGGAAAACCGACGACGAUAACCUACCAAUAGAUAGAUUUUUGGCCAGCCAGCCCGGUUUUACCACAGAAGAACAAAUUAUUCUCUUGAAAGCUGUCAACGAGCACCGCAAUGAUGUGGCAUCAAUUCAGAAAAUGCUCCCGCACAGGAGUCUGUCCGAGAUCGCAUUAUAUCUGCAACGCAGAAAAUCUGUGGGAAUGAAACUUCCAUACAAGAAAAAAUCUACACGCGACCUUCCAAGCCUUUCCAACAUUGACAGUUGGGUUUCGGCUCUGUCAAAAACCAGAUCUCAACUUGUAAAAAUGGAACUGUCUUGGGCUCUGCAGAUGAUUGCCCAGCAUGAGAAACACCCACCGCCGGAAAAGUGCGGAGGGAUUGACUUUAAAAAAAUGUACCUCUACCUAUCACAAGUUGUAAAUGGAGAUGCCCCCUCGGAGCUAUCCCCUCAAAACAUGGCGUUGCUGGCUGCGUCCGUCAACAUGGUUCAAAGUCACACAACCCAACUUGAAUUUGGUCCUGCCCUUCACAAAGUCAUCAAGGAUUUAAAAGCUCGUGACAUGGAAAACAUUAAAAAGAAAGUGAAAACUUAUAGUGGAAUAAAGAAUACACAGGCUGAAAAUGUUUGCUGGGAAGAUGAAACUGGUUUUAACCCUUUGAAGAUCAAAAACGACCUGCUUUCCAUGGAUCCAGACAAGGUUCAUCAGUUGCCUUUGACCACCGAAGUUUCCGAACCCAUUCCCAGGUCUACAAAUGAGAAGAUAUUCUUUGACAAGAAUGGUGUUCCGUUUGAAAGUGAUUUAGUUUUUAAUGCUUUAAGGCUCGAGGAAAGGCCAACCAUAACAAGCAUCAGGUGCAACGGAGACGACAUUUACAUUCAAAUGCCCAAUGUGACGAGCGAGAGUCUGAAGAAGGUGCACUUCACCUGUGAUGAUGCCUACCCAAAACCUCUGUCCACGAUCCACAUCGACGUUGAAAGGGAUUCCAGCAACUUGCUGACGUCGGUUAUUCCUAAGGACAUGAUUACUGUUGCUUCUUGUGGGCCAGACAAAGAAACAAAAAUCAUCAACCUUGAACAAUGCAAAGUGGCCAUUUCCAGGUCCAGAAUCGUGCACAAGCUGCCUAAAGAUGAAUCUACUGCUACUGACAUUCAAUUUUUCCCCAAAUACACACCUAAAGGAGAUUUGAAUCCAAGUUUCCAACACUACAGUGUCCCUGUGACCGUUCGCAAAGAAUAAAAUAAUAAAAUUUCUCUUUUGAUGA
Messenger RNA from Neocloeon triangulifer, 1565 nucleotides. RefSeq lists its product as uncharacterized. The transcript has 7 exons. Lineage: Eukaryota; Metazoa; Arthropoda; Insecta; Ephemeroptera; Baetidae. Bases 86 to 1540 code for a protein of 484 amino acids. The record is from RefSeq and is a predicted model, not a curated record.